This is a messenger RNA of Adineta steineri, 1239 nucleotides long. The record is from the annotation of a GenBank genome assembly. NCBI's taxonomy places the organism in Eukaryota, Metazoa, Rotifera, Eurotatoria, Adinetida, Adinetidae.
AUGUACGGAAAAAAUAAAGGUAUUAAUGCACCAUCAGAUAUUCAUGCAAAAGAAAAAUUAAAUUUAUAUGUUUAUGAAUAUUUGUAUCAUAUUGGUGCAGCAAAAGCUGCUCAGGGAUUUUGUGCGGAUAUGAAAUGGGAACCGAGUAAACUAUCACUCGGUGAACCACCAGGAUUUCUACUUAGUUGGUGGUGUGUAUUUUGGGAUUUAUAUAGUGCCGCACCAGAACGUCGAGAGCAACAUCCUCAUUCUGAAGAAGCUAAAGCAUUUCAUGACUAUGGUUUUAUUAAUUCGAAUUAUGCUCCUAAUGGUAUUCCUCCUCAACAAAAUGUAAAUCCAAAUGGCCCACCUCCAAUGCCAAUGAAUGUCAACGAAGGAAUGCAUAAUCCAGGUGUACCAUUUUUUCCACCAUCGGGACAACAAAUGAUGAAUCAAUAUCCACGUUAUCCAAAUGCACCUCGUUCACUUAUUCGUAUGCCUUCCCAACCAGAUUAUCCGGGUGGACCAAAUGGUGGACCUUUGAUGCCACCACAAAUGGAUCCUCAUCGAAAUGGUAUACGAAUGACAUCACCAGGUACUCGAUUACCACCUAAUGCAAUUGGUCAUGCAGGAGGACCAGGUGGACCUCCACCACCUCCAAAUGUAUAUCGACCACAAGGUAUGCCACAAGGUAUGCCACCAGCAAUGUCACCAUCAAUGAAUCAACCUGCACCACGAAUGUAUAUGACCAAUUCACCAGGAGUUGGAGGUUAUUCUUCCUCGUCACCAGUUCCUUAUGGUACUUCUUGUCCGACUGGCCAUGCACCAACAACACCAAUGAUGCCAAGUCCUCAAGAUUCAAAUGGUGGGGAAAUGCCACCCUAUGGUAUGAGAAAUAUGUCUGGUGGAAUGCCACCAGGACCUAAUCCAAUGUAUCAUGAUCCACAUCUGUCUCAUAUGUCAUCAAUACCACCUGACAUGCCUCAUCAUGGUUCAAUCAAUGGUGAUUAUGAUCAACAAAUGAAGCAAUCACCUAGUCAGCAACAACAGCAACAACAGCAACAACAACAACAGCAGCAACAGCAAGUACAACCUCCACCAUCUGAUGGAGCUCCCUUUAAUUAUGGUGAAGAUCAGGCAAAUGACACGAAUGCUAUAUUAAAAUUAAAAGAAUCAAUGCAAGAAGAAGUAAAAAAAUUUGAUAAAACACCUAAUAAUUCAAAUAAUGAUGAUUAUAAUCAUUAUACUGGUAUUGGUUAA